Molecule: messenger RNA, 1898 nt
Organism: Orycteropus afer afer
Lineage: Eukaryota; Metazoa; Chordata; Mammalia; Tubulidentata; Orycteropodidae
Gene: ENO4
Product: enolase 4
Biological process (GO): glycolytic process
Cellular component (GO): phosphopyruvate hydratase complex
Molecular function (GO): phosphopyruvate hydratase activity; magnesium ion binding
Source: RefSeq, a predicted model, not a curated record
UCGCGGGCCCCCAGGCUAACCCCCGUUGUAGCCUUAAAUCUCCUACCAUGGGGGAAGAAGGCGGCGGCCGCAGCUGUGGGACCACUAGGGAGCUGCAGAAGCUGAAGCAGCAGGCGAUGGAGUACUAUCAGCAGAACGACGUUCCGCGCAGGCUGGAAGAGCUGCUCAACUCCACCUUCUACCUCCAGCCUGACGACGUCUACGGGCACCUGGCAAACUGCUUUGCUGAACUUGCAAAGCCUCCCACCAUAUGCAAAGUGGUGGGGAAGAAAGUACUGGAUGGAUUGGGCCUUCCAACCCUACAAGUGGAAAUAUUUUGCAUCAUUCAAAAUUUUCCCAAGAACAUAUGUUCUGUGGUGAUCUCGUCUCACUUUGAAGUACUUGAAAACGCACUGCCUGAGCUCGUGGAAGCGGAGGAACUGGAAAGGAGCAAGACCAUCAGCACCGCUGUGCAGUGGGUCAACUACACAAUUACUGAGGUGCUUCAGGGCAUGGAGCCUUCCAACCAGGCUGAGGUGGAUCAGUUGCUCAGAACAUUCUUUGAAAAUAAACUGCAAGAAGAUCAGGAGAGAAAAGAAUUGGAAAAUAUGGUGGAAGACUCAACACUUUUACCUCUAGUUCCACCACCACCACCUCCUCCACCUCCUGCAAAAAAGAAAGGACAAAAGCAAGGAGGAAAGGAUACUCUUCCGGAAAAACCUGUCUUACCUGAAGAACCUGCUGAACCUGUUCUCUGUGGCAGCAUGGCCAUAGGGGCUGUGUCACUAGCUGUUGCAAAGACCAGUGCCAUACUGAGAAAUAAUCCUCUCUACCUAACUAUUGCGUUACUGAAGCACAACCAGGAACAGCCAAAAAAGCUAACUGUCCCCUUGCUGAUGGUAUCUCUGGUCAGCUGUGGGAAGUCUUCUCCAGGGAAGCUGAAUUUAAUGAAAGAAGUGAUCUGCAUCCCACAUCCUGGAUUAAGCACCAAACAAGGCGUGGAGAUGCUUCUGGAAAUUCAGAAACACAUUAACAAAACAAUUGAAGCGCCCCCUCCUCCAAAAACAGAGACAAAGAAAGGGCAUAAUGGAGCCAAGCGCGGUCAACAGCAGAUCACUGGUAAGAUGUCCCAUCUUGGCUGCUUAACUGUGAGCUUUGACACCAUCGAGCAGCCCAUCCUCCUCAUACAAGGAAUCUGUGCAAACCUGGGUCUGGAACUGGGCACCAAUCUGCAUCUAGCCAUCAACUGUGCGGCACAUGAGUUGAUGGACUAUAGUAAAGGGAAGUAUGAGGUGAUGACCGGCACAUUAAAAAGUGCUGCCGAGAUGGUGGACCUGUACGUGGAUCUGAUCAACAAAUACCCUUCAAUUAUUGCCUUAAUUGAUCCUUUCAGGAAGGAGGACUCUGAACAGUGGGGCAGCAUCUAUAAUGCUCUUGGUUCCGGGUGUUACAUAAUCGCAGGAACUGCAUCCAAAAGCAUCACUAAGCUUCUAAAGGAUGGAAAUAUCAGCGUCCCCAGAGCCAGUGGGCUGAUCAUAAAACAUACAAAUCAAACUACGAUGUCUGACUUGGUGGCAAUAACCAAUUUCAUUGACAGUAGGAAGCACCUCGCUGUCUUUGGAAGCACAGAAGGAGAGUCGUCUGAUGACAGCCUUGUCGAUUUGGCCGUAGGACUGGGCGUCCGGUUUAUCAAGUUGGGAGGCCUUUCUCGCGGGGAACGAGUGACUAAAUACAACCGCCUUUUGACUAUAGAGGAAGAACUUGGCCAGAAUGGAACACUGCAUUUGAUUGAAGAACACACAUUUGUUCACUUUAAUGAGGAAGCCGCCGAGGCACCGGAGGCUGCUACUGCCACAGACGGCAAGCUGCCCGAGCCCAUCUUUCCCACGGAAGUCGCAGAAGAAUCAGCCCAUGUGUGA